AAAAUGUGACUUUGGGGGUUGUGACAUAACGCCAACAGAGGGUGAGGAACUUCCGCUGGAUCAUUUCCGGCGUCUCUGCCAUUCAAUGUGAUAUGGGAUGUUAGCAAGCCGACCAAGUUUUGCACGGUUUCAUUUGUGAAGUUAGCAAGUUAGCUACUCUUCAGGUGGUCGACAACAUGAAGAAGAAGAUGCACUAAAGCACGCUUCUUACCUCCGGCAAAGCAGGGAUCCACCAGACGGAAGGGGCUAGCACAGAGAUGGACAAUCUUAACUGGAAACCGUUCAUCUAUGGAGGGAUGGCCUCUAUCGUCGCAGAGUUUGGUACCUUCCCCAUCGACCUGACGAAGACGCGGCUGCAGGUGCAGGGGCAGUCCCAGUGCAUGGAGAUCCGGUACCGGGGCAUGUUCCACGCGCUGCUGCGGAUCGGCCGGGAGGAGGGCGUCCGGGCCCUGUACUCCGGGAUUUCUCCUGCUCUCCUGCGUCAGGCUUCGUAUGGCACCAUUAAGAUCGGCACCUACAACACCCUGAAGAAGCUGUUCGUCAGCCGGCCGGAAGAUGAGACCAUGGUCAUCAAUGUGUUCUGUGGGGUUUUGUCUGGAGUCUUGUCGUCCUCUUUAGCCAACCCAACUGAUGUCCUAAAGAUCCGCAUGCAGGCCCAGGGUCACCUCCUCCAGGGCAGCAUGAUGGCCAACUUCAUGAACAUCUACCAGCAGGAGGGCACACGUGGGCUCUGGAGGGGCGUAAUCCCGACGGCACAGAGGGCAGCGAUCGUGGUGGGGGUGGAGCUUCCCGUCUAUGACAUCACCAAGAAGCACCUGAUCCUAUCGGGCAUCAUGGGGGACACCAUAUACACACACUUCAUUUCCAGUUUUGCGUGUGGCCUGGCGGGGGCGCUGGCCUCGAACCCGGUGGACGUGGUGCGCACACGCAUGAUGAACCAACGCGUGCUGGCGGGGAACCCCCUGUACAAGGGCACCCUGGACGGGCUGAUGAAGACCUGGAGAAACGAGGGGUUCUUCGCCCUCUACAAGGGCUUCUGGCCCAACUGGCUGCGUCUCGGGCCCUGGAACAUCAUCUUCUUCAUCACCUUCGAGCAGCUGAAGAAGCUUCCUUUAUAACUGACCGAGAGAGAAGGCUUCAUCAGACCAGAGAGAAAGAGAGAGAGAGAGAGCGAGAGAGAGUGUGUGUGUGUGUGCGCGCCUGCCUGCCUGCGUGCGUGCGUGCGUGUGUGAGUGUGUUUGCGUGCGCAUGCGUGCGUGCGCGCGUCUGCGUGUUGGGAGGCUGGGGUUCUGGUUAUACGGGGUUUUGUCGCCUCGAUUUCCUGCAGAUUGUCCCUCCAUUUCCUCACUCCGUCACUACACAGGCACAGCUCUGUAUCUUAUUUAUUUUAAAUUAUUUAUGAUUUUAGUUCAGCUUUUUAAAACGCUGCUCCAUCAACACUAUCCACUGCACUUGAUGUUUGAGUCUGUGCCUCGCGUAUGAAAUGAAAUGUAAUGUAGCGAGUGGGGUGGUCCUCACGGUCAGGCCUUCUGUGCGUCUCUGCGCUGCUGAAACGGACGACUGUUUCACGUGUGCUGCCUUACAGAAGUGCAGCUGCUGUCCAUGGCCUGUCUGCCUGUCAUCAUCAUCAUCAUCAUCACAAAUCCAUCUGCACACACUCCACUGCAGUCAGUCAAGCUGAUUCUUUUUGACCCCACAUAAAAGCAUCACAUCUUCAGACAUUUAAUCAGUUAUUAUAUUUUAUAUAUUAUUAAUUGCUUGUUAUUUAUGUUGUUGAGUGAUUACUUACAGCUGCCUGAGGCCCCCUUGUGGGCCCCUGCUCUACCCCGUUCGAGGCGAGGGUACUCCUGGUCUGUUUGCUAGUGUAUGAUUUUGUUUUGGAGCCCUUUUGUUUUGGGCAUUGGGUUCCUCGUCUGUCUCUGCUGGUCUUUCAGACAGAGUGAAAGAAAUGUUCCCUCACGUUAGCCUCGUUAGCCACAAAGUUUUUGCAUGUUUCGCGCAGUCCAUGCGUGUGUGUUCAUGCGUGUGUGGGGAUUGCUGAGGGAGAAUGUAAACGCAGCUUUAGGUCAAAGGUCAAAGGUCAGAGUACCUCAUAGGAUUAGGGGCAGUGUAGGCCCGGCUCCUCCCCGUUACAUUUAGGAAAACAGAUUUAAAAGCCUGUUUUUGUGUCACUGUUCUCUACUUUUUAUUUUUGUUUUGUUGUUCUGAGAUGUACUUCAUUGAACCACUGCUGCACACACACACUCUUGCACACACAGAGCGCACAUAUAAUUCCAUGUAGCAAUGCUUCAGAUUAUUAUUUUAUUUUGGUUUAUUAUUUUCAUAGCUGACAAUGUGGAACUGAGAGGCGUGCAUGUAAUGUAAUGGAACAGCAUGUUCUGUGAUGGCGGCUGAAUUCAGCGCUGGUCUGGUGCCAAAUGAAGCAUGUAAACUGUAAAAAAGGGACAAAAACCCACAUGAAGAACUUACAGCAACUGCACUGUUAUUUGUUUUAUUUUAUAUUUUUACUCUGAUGUCGUAUGCUACACAGACCUGCUGUCUGACACUGUACGUACUGUUCGUGCUUGAAAUGGACCUUGGACUGCUGUUUUUAGGAAUAACAGGCAAUGCUACGAGCGAGGACAUUUACUGUUGUGAUGUUUUUGACGGCCACAGUCCUGCUACUGAGAUCGUAUUCAGUGGAGCGCUUCUGUUCUCUUUUAGGAGUGCUAUUUUACCCAGCCACACUGGAUAUGUCCACAUUUGGCUUAAUUUAAUUUCAAUCUAAUUUAAUGUUUAAGUUAAUUUUAUUCCCAUGUGUUUGCCUUUGUUUGCCUUCUACUUGCUGCAGUAGUUAUUUUAGAGGUGCAUGUGCAUUUCUUGGUGUUUCUUAUGAAAUAUUGACAUGUCAAAUCAGCAGGGACACAAAGGGACACAUUGAUCCGUGUGUUUUUGUUUGUCCUGGUGUUUCCUGUAGGUUUUGUGUUUCCUUCACAAACCGGUCCAUAAACACAGCAUUAUUUUUAUUUUUUAGCUUGUAUCAGAAUUUCUUAAAAUGAAAACAAGGUGUAAAAAUAGUUUUUACAGUGAAUUUUUGUAUGGAAUUUAAGCCCCCCACUGUAAGCCAAUGAUUAAUCAUCAAUAGUUAAAAUUAUUCAGUAUUAAUUUAUAAUAUGAUUGGUCACAGCUCUGAAACGAACGCUGUUUGAAUGUCCUCGUGCCACAGAAAAAUCCGCCUUGCGAAGCCAUGGUCUGACGCAUCCAUGCACUGUUGCCAAACCAGAAGCAGCUCCGUGUAAAUGAAAACUUCUGACGAGUCUUGUUUGGCACCAGGACAUGGAUACCGCAGCCGGUCUUAAGCGAUUUUAAUCACUCGACCAGACCGUUGGUUCACCUGCUGCUUGCGGAACAAACCGUUUGGCUUCAACCCGCCAGUCAACCUGUAUGCGCCUGGAGGAAAAAAUAUAUAUACGGCAUUAUAUUAUCCAUGUGGCCAUAAGGAGGCGCUGUUGCAAUUGAAAAUUCCUAAGGCUUGCUUUCGGCUUGUGUUGCUUUGCGGUUGCUUUGAACGCACAGAUCUCUAGAUCAGUCAUGCUUUACUGUCAAAAGAACUGGCAGCUUUAAACAUUGUUACAGCCAUUCUAACAAUAUUGUAAUUUGAAAAUGUUGGACUAUUCUUUGUUAAUCACUGGAAAUCAAAGUUCUGAGUUAUUUGCACUUUUGUCAAAGUGUGUCUGUGAACAAAUAUGUACAUUCAUGUUUUACUCAAAUCUGUUUCUUGUUUAGUCCAAAUAUUUUACUGUCUUUCAAGAGGUGGAAUCUUGCUUUUUUUUUUUUAAGUAAAAGUGCACCCUGAAAUAAAACCGAAAUAUACUGA
Molecule: messenger RNA, 3856 nt
Organism: Conger conger (European conger)
Lineage: Eukaryota; Metazoa; Chordata; Actinopteri; Anguilliformes; Congridae
Gene: slc25a14
Product: solute carrier family 25 member 14
Exons: 9
Coding region: 258-1118 (286 amino acids)
Biological process (GO): mitochondrial transport
Cellular component (GO): mitochondrial membrane
Source: RefSeq, a predicted model, not a curated record